Molecule: messenger RNA, 3900 nt
Organism: Rotaria sp. Silwood2
Lineage: Eukaryota; Metazoa; Rotifera; Eurotatoria; Philodinida; Philodinidae
Source: the annotation of a GenBank genome assembly
AUGAUGAAAUGUGGUUAUCUACUUGUUUUAGCACUGACACCAACAACAGAUGCCAAUGUACAAGAAACAACGGAUCUAUCGACUUGUCAUGGCUUGUUGAUACAGGCUCACAAAACAUUUGAUCUUUUCACGGCUCGAUUAAAUGACAUCUGUGCCAAUUGGAAAACGUUACCUAUUUCUAGUUGGAUUCAUUUAUUUCCUGACGUAAAUUUUAUUGAUUACGAUUUACGCAUUCUUGAACCAUUACUUGAUGCUGCAGUUACUCCGAUUUUAAAACAAAUUCUCGAUUUUUGGAAAGGUCGAGAGAAUCUUAUUUUUAUUUGCCAAGGUAUUGUUAGCUUAUUAACAUACCUCGAAGUACCGAUUGACCAUGAAACACGUCUGUUAUUCAACAGUAUAGAAGAACUUGAUGAAACAAUAACAGGUGAUGAUUUUUACAAAGUGCGUGAAAAUUUUUCCAAAAAUUAUUCGAAUAAAUAUUUGCUUCAAGUACUCAAUCUCAUUGGUCAAUACAAAACAUCGGAUGAGCUCAUCACAUUUCUUCACAAACUAGCUGCGACUGAUGUUGACAAUUUACUUGAAGCAGUCAAUGAUUGGGAUGAAACAUUAAUCAGUACAAAGACCGUACUUGAUCUCGUACUAAUAAAAAACUUUCUUGAUCGAGUCUAUGCUAACAUCAAGUUGGUACGAAAAGAACAACCGGUACAAGAUGAAAUUCAUCGAAUAAUAUUAUGUUUUGAAGAGGUACAAAAAGAUGAUGAAUUUAAAAGUAUAAUUCAAUGUUUCGAAUCGUGCUCGAAAUCACUAACUAGUAUAAAACGUGUUUAUAUGGAUCUGACAAACAAGGAACAAUCAAAACGACGACGUAUAUUUGAUAUUGUGCAAAACGUCUGUUUCGGUUUUGUACAACUACCAGUGAAUAUACAUGGCCGUAUUGAACAUCGGUUUGAUGUUUUUAUCAAAGAACAAGCAAUGCACUAUGCUGAUUUGAGUGAACUCUGUGAUCGUACUCGUCUCAUCGAAUAUUCUAGUAAUAGCACGAACAAAAUGAGGAAAGAUUCGGAACAAGAAAUUCGUGAACUUCGAUUAUUUGUCGGUAUGGUCGCUGUUAUCGAGACAAUCUUGACAAAUUUAACAUCAUUGAACAUGACUGGUCAUCCAUUUGUACUCGAUUAUCUUUCACCUAAGACUGAAUUUACUUGUAUUGCUGGUAAUUAUCAGAAAUUAUCGGAAUUCGGUUCAUCCCUUGAAAUUUUGCUUACCGAUUGGGAAAAGACUUUAUGUGCUAUGUAUCAACAAAAUAUCGAUUUGACUUAUUUUGCAAAUCAACAAAUUUGGAUGGUUGAAGAUUAUUUAUAUAAUCAAGCGUCUGCUUCAGAUGAUCAUCUUGGAUAUCAUUUACUCAAUUUCAUUGGUAUUGAACCAAGACAGAUUGAAACAAAGUUUUUGAUGAAAAGAAGCGAACAGCCCAAUGAACGUCUCAAAAAUAUUGCUCGAAUACUCAGUGCUCAAAGAGCAAAGUAUACCACAGAACCUCAAGUUAAAAAUUUAUCGUUAAACAAGAUUUUAGUCGUUCAAACAUCAUAUGAAGGUAUCUUACGUGGUAUACUUUCUCUAUUCAAAUUAACCAAAGUACAACCUCAAGUUCAUCAUAUAUUCUACUGUUCGGAUACAAGAAGUUGGGCUGAAAUGCGUGCAUUUGCUUAUCGUUGUUUCUAUUCACAAGAAACUUUACAUCAGUUAAUUCGACCUGAACUCUUACCCGCAUUGGUUCAAGAUCAAUUCACAAGAUUUUUAUAUAAAUUAGUCAAACAAGAACCGAAACGUCUCUUUCGUUUAGGUAUUGUCACAACAGCAUUGACUGCUCAUUUACAAUUAGUAAACGGUUUGAAAGCAUUACAAAUUGUUAGCACAAUUCAGGAUCAUGAUUUGCUUGAUAAAAUCGCACUACACGAAAUGAUUAAAGAACUCGUAAAGGAAAAUAGUACUUUGGUCACAUCAAGUAUAGCGGGUCUCGGCAAGUCAACAUAUAUACGCGAUGAAAUUCGACGCAAUCAGAAACUUGAUAUCAAGUUUUCUAUCAACGGAAAUAUUAACGUUGAUACAUUAGCUGAACGACUACGGGUCAUCGGAAAUAUCAAUGUUGAAACAUUAGCUAAACGAUUACUGGCCAUCGGAAAUAUCAAUGCUGAUACAUUAGCUGAACAACUACAGGCCAUCGGAAAUGUCAAUGCUGAUGCAAUAGCUGAACGACUACGGGCCAUCGAAAAUAUCAAUGCUGAUACAUUAGCUGAACUACUACGGACCAUCGAAAUAAAAAUAACAUCAGCCGAUGCAGCUCUUCAUAUAGAUAUUGGAGUCGUCGAUAAUAUUCAACAACUAAAUGAACUUCUGUAUUGUCUAUUACUUUUUCGUAGAUUUCGUUUGGGUCAAGAAGCAGUUUAUUUACCAGCUAAUAUACCGAUUUAUAUUGAACUCGAUUCAUCACCACAUUCACUCACUGCACAUGCUAAGAUUAUUGUAUUUCAAUUUUUACCAUGUUAUUAUAUUGAAACUAUGAAUCUGGCUCAGUUAAAAGUAGAAAAUAUGGCACCACUUCAAUUAGUUGCUAAUUACCUUCAGGCGAUUGACGAUGAAACAAUCAUUAAAAACAACAUUAGCAAAGGAAAUCUAACUCAAUUGGAUGCAAGCAAAUAUAUAGCACUCUUACAAAAACAUUUCCUCAAGGAAAAAAACAAAGAUUACGUCACUUGGACACAAUUAUCGAUAUUUAUUUCUGUAUACGAAAGUUUAUUCGAUGGAUUUUCUCAAUGUGGUCACUUUAUUGUUGAAAUGAUGCGAGAAGUAAACAAUACUCAGCUGCGCAUUAACAUAUUACAAACUCUUCUUCAAUCAUCGGAUCAAUUUACAUCAUUAUCAGUUAAAUCUGUUCGUAAAAAUCAACGAUCAACAGACGAAGAUCCAGCCACAUUUAGCGAUGCCAUUGUACGAUGGGAUAAAUCACAACCAUUUACUGUUGUUUUUAGUGAUUCGCACGAUCCAUUAUUUGUUUACAAAACUGUCGAUAGUGUCUCACAAUCUCUCAAAAACGAAUUCAAUACAUUCAAUGAAGUACUGAAACGGAACGGAUUACCACAACAAAAUCUACUACCUGAUUAUAGUAAAUUAACACAUGCAGAAUUCUUUGUUAAACUUGCUUCACUAUCGAAGAAAUACUACAGCAAAUCGAUCUGUCCAAAUUGUUUUACUCAGUUUGAAAAUAAUAUUCCUAAAUGUACGAAUUGUCCGACCAAUGAUGUUUUAUGCCAUCCACAUAAAGCCAAAAGCGGAGAUGUAGACAAAAUUAUUGAAAGAAUGGGUGAAAAAAUCAAAUCGGAAUAUGUGUUGACACCUGAUAAUUAUAUUAAAAUGUUGCUAAUCUAUCUGCGUGUUCAGAGUAAUAUUCCUGUGUUAAUAAUGGGCGAAACUGGUAAGAUUUUUCUAGACACAAUGCUUUUCGAAGUGUUCAUUUUCUUUAAAUCUUAUUUUUAUCUGAUUGUAGGAUGUGGUAAAACAGCAUUGAUACAAUUCUUAUGCCAAAAGAUUCUCAGCGAUGAAUUGGCCAUAUUUCGUAUUCAUGCGGGUAUUACCAGUGAAAAAAUUAUUGAAACAAUGAAGGGCUUUAUUGCCAAAGCAAAUGAAUGUUCAAAAAUUAAUUUAAAUAAACGAUUAUGGGUAUUCUUGGAUGAAUUCAACACUACACCAAGUAUUGGUCUAUUCAAAGAAAUUACUUGCGAACGAACAUUACUAGGCAAACCGUUACCAAAGAAUUUAGUAAUAUUAGGUGCUUGUAACCCACAACGACGUAAAAAUCCGAAAGCAACUUUUGACAAUGAUAUUGGCAUUAAAAAAGAUCGAUAG